Wallemia ichthyophaga EXF-994 is the source of this 1620-nucleotide messenger RNA. RefSeq lists its product as uncharacterized. Bases 1 to 1620 code for a protein of 539 amino acids. The record is from RefSeq and is a predicted model, not a curated record. Gene Ontology annotation, biological process: positive regulation of transcription by RNA polymerase II. The transcript has a single exon. Gene Ontology annotation, molecular function: DNA-binding transcription factor activity; protein dimerization activity. Lineage: Eukaryota; Fungi; Basidiomycota; Wallemiomycetes; Wallemiales; Wallemiaceae. Gene Ontology annotation, cellular component: RNA polymerase II transcription regulator complex.
AUGAAUGGCAAUAAGGAGAGAUUAGCAGAGAUUGUUGCAUCUAUCUUCUAUGGCUUCUAUCCUUUACACCGACCAUCCAUCUCGACGAUGGCCAGCAAUGAUUUUUAUAAAUUUAUGGGAAAUGGGGAAAACAAGGAGAAAAUUGAGAAUGAGUUGGAGUAUAAGCAACAGCAGCAGCAGUAUCAGCAGCAACCGCACGAGUAUCAGCAGCAACCACACAACCACCAACAACACUACUUGAGCCAGGUAUCGCCAUUGGAUAACUACUACAACCCAGAAUAUACACAGGAUGAUAUUGAUCUUUUAUUGACACCGUUUUUAUCCCCCACACUCACACCCGCACUCACACCUUCACUCACACCUGCUCUCACUCCCCACUCUGUCUUCUCUCAACCGCCUUUAAACACUGAUGAUCACAUUAGCAUCGCCCACACUCAAAAUGAUAUUCAUUCAGAUUUAUUUAGUCCUCUGACGUCACCCGCUCUAUUGCCCACACCAAACUCACCUAAGACAUUCACCACACAAAACACUCACCAAAGAACCGGUUCUCAUUCUGCUAGAAGAGGCGCUUCUACUGAGGCCAGGGCUAAUAAGAUUAGACCGUCUCCCGUUAUGAAACCUCUUUCUUCGAGGUUGAGAAAAUUUGAUCUAGACAGCAGCAACCUGGAAAAAUCGCCCAUCAACCUCGACUUAGACGCUGCUUCUAUGCCGCCCCCACCAAUUACCAACCAAACCAACCAAUCAAAUCUAGCACCGGUUACUCCAGCUUCUAUUAUGAACAUGUCUAGUAACAGCAAUUCACAAUCCUCACACACCUCCUCAAGCUCAAGCGGAACAGCCACACCGACCACACAAAACACUCUCACAGACAUGGCUAACCUCUCCCUCCACUCUGACUCAAACUACGCCAAUGUCCUCACUGGCAGGAGCAUCAACCCUAAAAUGGCAGACUUGUUAGAAUCCCAAGCGCACGUAGCAGGUCACGAUAACGCUGCCAAACGCGCUUCACACAAGGUCGCCGAGCAGAGGAGGCGAGAUUCCCUCAAACACUCGUUCGACGACUUGAGAGCUUUGCUGCCACCCGUUGUCGAUGACAACGAUCACGAUAGCGCUGGUGUCAGUGAAGGUAGACUCGACUUGCGUUUGGAGAUGAAAGACAUGGACUCGGCUCAGAUUAAUAAAGGUGUUUCUAAAGUUGUUCUCUUGAAACUCGCCAACGACUACAUCACGAUUCUCAACCAUCGGCUCGGUAGACGUGACAAUAUUAUCGCCAGUUUGAGAGACGAGGUGGCUGAGUUGAGAGGGGGGAGCAAAUGCGGAGGUGAUGGUGAUGGUGGACAAGAUGGUGAAGCUGGUCAUGCUAGUCAAACUAAUUCAGUGGAUAACAACACCUUCUUGCAUAACAUCGACGCCGUCGAACACCACAUCCAGCAGGCUGCUCUGCUCGCUAUGGAUGGAAACGUGCACCAAAAGAGGGAGUCUAUUAGCGAGCCUCCUGCUGCCCACAAGGGCGCGUCGAGCAGAGGCAAAGGCAGGAUUAGAGGCGCGAGCAAGGCUGCCAAGCAAUACCUCCAACAGGCCACACAAGACAAGACUCAGACACAGACUCAACAGAAAUAG